This is a messenger RNA of Alternaria ethzedia, 2553 nucleotides long. RefSeq lists its product as uncharacterized. Bases 1 to 2553 code for a protein of 850 amino acids. The record is from RefSeq and is a predicted model, not a curated record. Lineage: Eukaryota; Fungi; Ascomycota; Dothideomycetes; Pleosporales; Pleosporaceae. The transcript is spliced from 4 exons.
AUGAGCGUCCAGCUGCGCAUUAGCAGCUCUCAGGAACGGCGACCCACAACCUUUCGGGGCAACACACGACGGUUACUUCGUUUGAGCGACGUUCCGGAUUCGCCUACAACGACUGGUGAUGUUUGCGAAGCGGUCGAGUCGGAUGGGCGAGCGUGCUGGGUCGCGCUCCCGUCGAGCGCGGACGACAUUUGGUGCUACAGGCACCACGACGAGUGGAUGCAGAUGACAUUGCGAUGGAGUCGGGUCCAUAAGGAUGCUGAAAAGAUGAUGGUUACUGGAUUGGAUGCCGCGAAGCAGAAGAUUUUGAAGUUGCGCCAGUCGGUUGAUCUCAGGCGGCAGAUCCAGGAUCGCUUCUACCCUCGCGGCGGAGACAUCCAAGAUUACAUCAAGUGGAUUCACAAGAUGGAGAACGACGUCAGGGCUCUCGCUGAUGCACUACUGAUGUCGAACCUCAACCGCGGCCCGACUCCAGAGACACCUGGGAUCCAUACUACAUCGCCUCAUCCAAAUCAUCGCAACAAAGGGGAGAAGAUUAUGAUUCUUCGGUCGCCUCUGGACCCCAGGAUACCAAUGAACUCGCUGAACGGUCUACCCGACGAUGGCACCAUACUUGUGUUGAAACACUUUUAUCUGGACCUUUGCGCCGACAGCAUACGUCGGCUGUACACCAUUGUUCCCGACUUGGACGACUCGCAAAGCUUUCCCGAUUCACCUGGCACCAAUGAUAAGACAGGUCCGGACACCGGCACGGAAAUCAUUCGCGCUUGGUUUCGCAUCAUGGUAUUAAACGAUAGCGAGGCUGCAACACUGGAGCAUGCGACAAGAUCGAAAGGCAUACACGAGUUUCUCUCUGGUUGUCAGGCUAGUCAGCUCGAGAUGUACUGUGACUUUUUCGAGAAAGCGUGGCGCCCACAUGCUGUCCAAUACCUCCGUGUUGCGAUAUGCGCGCAAACGCUUGCAGGUGGUGACAUCAAGACCAUCCAAUUGCUUGGAGGCACGAUACCGAGCACCACCGAAGGUUUGAAGAUGACCAAGCCAUGUUGGGAUAUCCUUCAUCGCUGGUUCCCUACACUACUCACACCAUGGACACUCGCUAGUAUCUGCUCGAACUUUGAAGACUACACAACUAUCUGCAAGCUUCUCAUGCUGAAGUUGUACAACAAUCAUUGGUAUGACCCCAAAAGUAUACUGGCCGAAUGCGCGACAGGUGUGUACAUGGGAUUCAUACCAACGAGCAAAGGGGACUUCGGAUCAAACACGGGUCUCAAGCAAGAAGAUGGGAAAUGGAUUCAGCGCCAGUCGCGCAAUUACUUGUGUGGCCAGAUGGCAAUAGGACAUCCUUUGACGGCAGCCUUCCUCAAUGAGCUUCGUAGACGAACUGCAUCGCUGUACCUCGUCGUAUACGAAGGUACGCAUGCAGACGCUACCGUUCAUCCGACCGAGCCGGAUCUCUUCAUCAGUCGCCAUCGUUCUGCGACAAGCCUAGAUGAGCUGGACGCAGUCGACUUCACGACUACGCUUACCCUGGAAGAGGUCAAGAACCAGCUGCGUAUGAGGAAGACAUCUAUGUACGAUCCCAUUGUUGUCGACUCCUGGCAGUUCAUCAUCAUAGAUCGCGAAGUCGGACUGCCCUUUCGGUUGAUCGAUAUCGUACAAGAUACCUUGCUAAUGUUGGUCGGAGACCCUUCACCUCGGCAGAUGGCCAAGCGUGUCAUACGCGAAGUCAUUCCGUCCUCAGUGCAAGAGAUAUACUUGGAAGAGAUCCAGAUCGAAUGCUCCUCCGAGCUACGGUACCCACCGCCUGGUGAAAUUCAGCACGAAGGCAACAGAUGGCGCACAUACGACCCAGACCCAGUGAUCAUCGCCAAAAAGCAAAGCUUGACGACGUUGCAGAAUGUUUCUCGAGAUGACAAUCGCUUCAUCCGCCGCACAAUAGAGGACAUGGAGCGUUACGGCAUCAUCAGCCUUGCAUCUGAGUACGAAGAGCCUCAGACUCGUCCUCUUAUUGUACAAGGCGCGGAUGGCGCGCCUGAUCUCUACUUCCCUUACGAGGACAGCGCUACGAGAGCUGAAGGCGAGCAAACGCCAGCGCUACCUCUGCCGUCAAAGACUUGUCUCACCGACUUCGCGCUGGCCUACAAGCUGAAGCAUCCGAAUGCGAUAAUGGCCAAGGGUUCGAUACAGACACACUACUGCGCAUGGCCCAUGCCGGCAAUCAAGAGUCUAGGCAAGAGUGGUCUGAACUUUGCGACGUGGGAAGGUCAUGUCUACCGCUGGAACGCGAUGCCAUUCGACCGCCCCUCUUCCGCAAACGCCUGGCAAUACUACAUCCAGCACUUCCUCAACUCCAAAUACCCCUUCGUCAUGUUCUACCUGACCACCUUCGUCAUCUGCGCCACAGACCAAGAUGACGCAGAUCGCAAGACGACAACGAUACUAGAAGAGAUGGAAGACAGAGGGUGGAGAGUCACUCUGCCGAGGCUGCACGAGUGGACCAGCGAUGUCGAUGAGCUGAAGUUGGAGAAGCUGUAUAAUGGCAUUCACCCGGCGUAG